Molecule: messenger RNA, 2032 nt
Organism: Erythranthe guttata (spotted monkey flower)
Lineage: Eukaryota; Viridiplantae; Streptophyta; Magnoliopsida; Lamiales; Phrymaceae
Source: RefSeq, a predicted model, not a curated record
AUGGUCUUCCGGCCACCGGUUUCCGGCAAGUUCUCCGGCGAACAAAUCGGAAACUCAGCUCCUGCUGGACAACUACUCGCAGCAGCAGUGGCGGCGCAUUACUACUCCGAACCGAAGUUUGCCGACGACGACGGCGAACCGCCGCGGUGGUUUUCGCCGGUGGAGUGUGGGUGUAGGUCAACGGGGUCUCCUCUCUUGCUCUUCUUGCCGGGGAUUGAUGGAGUUGGACAUGGUCUCAUGUUGCAACAUAAAAGACUUGUAGAGAUUUUCGUUAUCUGGUGCCUGCACAUCCCUGUCACCGAUCGAACAUCGUUGCCAGACCUAGUGAAGCUUGUUGAGCGUACGGUUAGAUCAGAGCACGGUCGAGAAGCAAAUAAGAGACCAAUAUAUCUCGUCGGAGAGUCUUUUGGAGCAUCACUUGCACUAGUUGUCGCUGCACAUAACCCUCAUAUCGAUCUUAUCUUAAUCCUCGCCAAUCCAGCUGCAAGUUUGAGCAAAUCCUUGCUCCAAAGUGCUGUGCCUUUCUCAGACAUGAUUCACAAACAUCUGAAGGCCGGACAAUUUGAUCAAGUACCAGGUUUUACACAACUGAUUAUAGAAACAGUUUUGUGGAAGUUGGGCAUGAUUUAUGAGAUGCAAAGCUAUUUGGAUUCACAUCUUCAUGCUGUCGAAGCUCAGACACUUAUACUUAACAGUGGAAAUGAUAUGCUGCUGCCAAACAAUACGGAAAGCGAAAGACUUUCUGGUGUGCUGAAACGUUGUGAGGUUCGUUCGUGUAGUGGCAACGGAAAUCCUCUAUUUCUGAAUAUUGUUAUUACGGUUGGUGUUUUAUCAAUUUUCUUACAGGAUGAAACUUUUGAUCUCGUCGCAACAAUAAAGCGCGUCAGUUAUUAUCGUCGAGGAGCGUCCGUUGAUUACAUGUCGGACUUCUUUCCACCAACCCCUUCUGAGCUUAACAUGAUUCUUGAACCAUUCAGAUGGAUGGCUACGGCCGUCGAUCCUGUAAUGAUCUCGACUAGGGUUAGCGGAGAACUUGUCCGAGGGCUUGGAGGAAUUCCUUCUAAAGGACCGGUGCUACUUGUCGGAAACCACAUGAUGAUGGGGAUGGAUGCUGUAUUGCUCGUCUCGAAUUUUUGGACCAACGAGAAUAUUAUGGUCCGAGGAAUGGCACAUCCGUUAUUCUUCGAAAGAUUGAAGAAAGGAGGAAAAUUACCGGAAUUGUCCGUAUUCGAUUUUAUUAGGGUUCUUGGUGGGGUUUCAGUAUCGGCUACUAACUUAUACAAAGGCCUCUCGACGAAGUCUCACGUUUUGUUGUUUCCGGGGGGUGCAAGGGAGGUAUUUCAUCAUAAGGGUGAAGAGCACAAAAUGUUUUGGCCGGCCGAACCGGAGUUUGUUCGAAUGGCUGCAAAAUUUGGGGCCAAAAUUAUACCUUUUGGUAGUGUUGGUGAAGAUGAUGUUGUUCAAUUGUUAUUAGACUCCAAUGAUCAAAUGAAGAUUCCCCACCUCAAGGCCUUAAUAGAAGAACUAACCGGCGAAGCCGUUAGGUUGAGGGAAGGGUCUCAUCAAAGCGAAAUAGGGAAGCAACUUCUAUACUUCCCCGUAGUACUACCCAAGUUACCUGGUCGAUUUUAUUUCCGAUUCGGAAAACCAAUUUCAGUAGAAGGAAGGGAGGAUGUAUUGAGAAACAAAGAGAAAGCUAAUGAAAUGUAUUUAGAGAUACAAAAUGAGGUACAAAAAUGUAUCGAUUAUUUGAAGGAGAAAGGAGAAAAGGAUCCGUAUAGGAAUCUUUUAGCUCGAUUAGCUUAUCAGGGCUUCAACGGCUUCGAUUCUCAAGUCCCAACUUUCGACAUUUGAUUUUUUAUUUGUAUCUGCAUUUUUUGUGUUUCGAUGAGCAAUGUCAUCUUCUAUAGUCUCAUGAUUCUCUUAAGUCUUAACAAAAUGCGUGCUCUAUUGUAAACGCUCCAAUUAUAUACCUCACGUUGUGCAAUUCUUGUAUUUCUUAUCAUUUGUUUUUAGGGAAAAUUACAGUUUU